Molecule: messenger RNA, 593 nt
Organism: Nicotiana tabacum (common tobacco)
Lineage: Eukaryota; Viridiplantae; Streptophyta; Magnoliopsida; Solanales; Solanaceae
Source: RefSeq, a predicted model, not a curated record
UCACCGUUUAAAGCAAAGAAAUAGCAAAUUGCAAAACAAAAAGAAGAAGAAGAAGAAGAAGAAGAAGAAACAAUAUGGCUAAUAACUUGAAACUUGCAGCAACCAUGUCCAACUCCAUUAAUUCUGCUCGAGUUUUAGUCCCUGCAACUAGUUUUUGUAUUUCUAGAUGCUUUGUUAGUGCCACAAGACCUUCUGAAAUAGCAAAAGUUGAUAAAGAAACAGCCCAAAAGAUCAAAGAAGCAGCAGUAGCAGUGAAGGAAGGUGCUAAAGAAGUAAAGAGUGUAGGUGAAACUGUCAAAGAGACCGUCUCUUCUAGUGCUGGAGAUGUAAUUUCAGAGAUGGGAAAGAAGGUGUUGGACAAGGCAACAGAGAAUGAAGAGGAAGAAAAGGGUACAUGGGAAACAGUCAAGGAAAAAGUCGUUGGCAAAAAGUGACUGCAAAAUUAAUAGGCAUUUGGUUUUUCACGAUUUUGAAUGUCUUGAAUUCCAUUUUAUUAAAAUAUUUUACCUGUUUAUUUUAUCAGAUUUUAGUUGGUAUAUUGUAGUAGUAAUCAGGCUGGAACUCUUUCUAUAAUAUAGUCAUGAAUUUUGGAA